UCUGGUCCGCCCCGCGAGCUGAUUAAGGGAGGGCGGAACGGGGCUUUAGGAGGAGCAGGAACUAGGAAGCGGGCUCUGGAGUCUCGGGCAGGGCCGGGCCGGGCCGGAUGGAUUUGUUCGGGGACUUCCCGGAGCCGGAUCCCUCGGCAGCAGACAGGCAUGUGUGCAAAAUGCAAACAGUGCAACAAAGAAAUGCAAUGCCUGGCUGCCCGAAUGAAACAUCAUGAGAAGUGCUUCUUCUCAGGAGGAAGGUGUGUUGAAGAUGAUGAAAGCAACAUGUCUGAACAUGCAGGAUCUUCAGGGACCGAAGCACUGAAAGGAGGAUCUUUGCUUUUUGAUGAUCUCCCACCAUCUAGCAGCUCAGGGAAAGAAGCACAAACAGGGCCUUUGCUUUUUGAUGAUCUUCCACCGGUCAGCAGUGCUGACUCAGGGACAGGAGGACCUUUGCUCUUUGAUGAUCUCCCACCAGCCAGCAGUGGUGACUCAGCUUCAUGCAUCACUGAGCAGGUCUCAGCAGUAGGAAAUCAUGGGAAAGGAGAGAAGAGGAAAGUCUCAGAGGAAGAGGAGAAUGGCCAUGAAGAACUUGUGGAAAAGAAAGUUUGUAAAGCAUCUGGAGGCAUCUUUGGACUGAAAGGUUAUAUGGCAGAGAGGAAAGGUGAACGAGAGGAGAUGCAGGAUGCACAUGUCAUCUUGAAUGACAUCACUGAGGAGUGCAGACCCCUUCCCCCUCAAAUAACCCGUGUUUCAUACUUUGCCGUUUUUGAUGGCCACGGGGGAGUUCGAGCUUCAAAAUUUGCAGCACAGAAUUUGCACCAAAACCUGAUUAGGAAAUUUCCUAAAGGAGAGGUAGUCAGUGUGGAGAAAACGGUGAAGAGAUGCCUUCUGGACUCUUUCAAACAUACAGAUGAGGAGUUCCUGAAGCAGGCCUCCAGUCAGAAGCCUGCCUGGAAGGAUGGUUCCACAGCAACCUGUGUCCUGGCUGUAGAUAAUAUCCUUUACAUUGCCAACCUUGGAGACAGCCGGGCGAUUUUGUGUCGUUACAACAAGGAAAGUCAGAAACAUACAGCCUUAAGUCUCAGUAAAGAACACAACCCUACCCAAUAUGAGGAGCGAAUGAGGAUACAGAAGGCUGGAGGAAAUGUCAGGGACGGACGAGUGCUGGGUGUGCUGGAGGUUUCCCGCUCCAUUGGAGAUGGACAGUACAAGCGCAGUGGUGUCAUUUCUGUACCGGAUAUCAAACGCUGCCAGCUCACACACAAUGACAGGUUCAUUAUGCUGGCCUGUGAUGGCCUCUUCAAGGUCUUCUCACCAGAAGAAGCUGUAAACUUCAUCUUGUCCUGCCUGGAGGUGAGGAGAAGGCAGCUCUGGGGUGGACUUGCGUGUGCAGUUUCAUCAGUGCAGAAGGACAAGAAUAUCCAAACAAGAGAAGGAAAAUCAGCAGCUGACGCUCGAUAUGAAGCAGCCUGUAACAGGCUGGCCAGCAGAGCAGUGCAGCGAGGUUCUGCGGAUAAUGUCACUGUAGUGGUGGUCCGGAUCGAGCACUGAAGGAAAACAUGCAGGGAUGCAGUCCAGAGCUGCAUGUGAUGGAUUUAAAUACAACGUGUGUGUGUGUGUGUGUGUGUGUGUGUGUGUGAGAGAGAGAGAGAGAAUUUGGGGGGCGAUGUAUGUCUCUCCUCCCUGGAUGCUCUUCAUUGUAAAUAAAUAAACUUCUUUUUCUAAUUGUGUUAGUUCAAAUUUUUGUUUGCCAUAUUUUAUAAAUGAAUUUCUGUACAGGACAGAUUGCAUUUCCUGCUACUACAGUUGGGGCUUCAUGUGGAAAUUCAUCAUUCAGUUUCAACUGCCUAAUAAUGAAAAUCUAAGCAAAUCAUCCAAGGAAGGCCCAUUCCUGCAGCCCUUAUUUAUGCACGUAGUCCCACUGGGUUAAUCGGAGUUAGACUGUGCUAUCGGGACCAAAACCAGGCGUAACGAAUCGCCAUGCUGUGGAGGCCAGGCAGCAGGAAAGCUUACCGAUGUGCAAGGUGGCGGUGAAGGUGUAAUACCCUGCAACAGGUGCUGUGUAUUGGCCGCUGGUCAGGUUCAGCCCCAGGCCUCGAUGGAACACCCCCUCUUUUUGAGGCUAGUAACAAAGAGAAAGGCAAGACUGUACACACUGCGAGACACCAUCUCAACUCUACAUAUUGCAUUAGGAGAUGGGCGCUGCCGCUCAGCUAGCAGCGUCUUCUCAGGAAACAGACAUGCACUGCAGCAAGCAGAGAGUGAUUGCAGCACACAGAGUAUAACUGUAUCUACACUAGGCCUCUUACUGCCAUAGUUAUGCCGUAAAAAAGUACACACCAGGCCAAACAAGAAAAUUUGUCUUGUUUUCUAAUUGUUCACAGAUUAUCUGAUGUUUGACCAUGAUUGUUUUCAAAUGUGUUUGUUACUCAGAAUUAUUCAUCAAAUAAUACCUGAAAGCAACUUUUGAUCAGUAGAUUAAAAAGGAAGGAUGGUUGGUGAAGGACUUUGGAAAGCUCAGAGUCAGGGUUGCCAGGUGUCCAGUUUUUGACCAGAAAGUCUGGUUGAAAGGAGACCUGUACAGUGUCCAGUCACAUGUACUGAUGACAACAAAAGUCUAGUUACCACAGGUUGGGGGGCCAAGGGAGUAGGCACUGGGUCAUCAACCCACACCAGCUCCUGCUCAGCUGGGGCCAUCUCCUACCUGCAUCUCAUAGGCAGGCAGGCUCCCAUCCUAGCCCCGGAGUAGAGAGCUGUGUGGGGGGCCGAGAGGGGAAGGGAUCAAGGAAGGGGAAGGGAGCGAGUGAUGGGGGUGGGGGCCUCGGGGAAGAGGCAGAGCAGGGGUAGGGCCUCAGGGGAAGAGGUGGAGGGGGGAGGUUCCAGCUUUCCUUCUGUAGUAUCCGGUUUUCAGACAUUAGAAAGUUGGCAACACUACUCAGAGUCCAAUUCCUAGUUCUGCCACAGACUUCUUAUGUGGCUGUGGGCAAGCUGCAUAAUCUCUCUUUGCCUCUUUUCCUUAUCUGGAAAAUGGGGAUAAUAGUACUCCUUUAGUCUUGUCUGUAUAGGUUGUAAAUUCUUCAGGACAGGUAAUUCUGGGUUGUAGUGACACUAUGAGGAGAAAUCGUGGGAAAAAAACGCAUGAUUCUUAACUGUAUGUGUAGUAUAUGGCAUCAUUAUAGAGCAGAAUUUUUAAGGUUGUUCUAGCUGUCUUAACUGCAUUUACAGGUCUUAAUAAACAGUAGAACGUCAGAGUUAUGAACAUCAGAAUUACAAAUUGACUGGUCAAUCACACAGCUCAUUUGGAACCAGUCGUACACAAUCAGGCAGCAGGAGAGACCAAAAUAAAAGCAAAUACAGUA
Messenger RNA from Gopherus flavomarginatus (Mexican gopher tortoise), 3353 nucleotides. It is a transcript of the gene ILKAP, whose product is annotated as ILK associated serine/threonine phosphatase. Gene Ontology annotation, molecular function: cation binding; protein serine/threonine phosphatase activity. NCBI's taxonomy places the organism in Eukaryota, Metazoa, Chordata, Testudines, Testudinidae. Bases 160 to 1545 code for a protein of 461 amino acids. Gene Ontology annotation, biological process: protein dephosphorylation. The record is from RefSeq and is a predicted model, not a curated record. The transcript is spliced from 16 exons.